Messenger RNA from Aspergillus tanneri, 1548 nucleotides. Its product is annotated as cytochrome P450. The record is from RefSeq and is a predicted model, not a curated record. NCBI's taxonomy places the organism in Eukaryota, Fungi, Ascomycota, Eurotiomycetes, Eurotiales, Aspergillaceae. Bases 1 to 1548 code for a protein of 515 amino acids. The transcript has 3 exons. Gene Ontology annotation, molecular function: monooxygenase activity; oxidoreductase activity, acting on paired donors, with incorporation or reduction of molecular oxygen; iron ion binding.
AUGAUCUCCCAACUCUUCUCUCCCUACGGAGCUUAUUUCCUGCUGGCUCUGCUGGCCGCCUAUUAUGUGGUCCCCUACCUGCAGCUCUGGCGUCUUCGCGAUAUUCCCUCCCCCAGUGUCGCGGGCUUCACCCACCUCUGGUUGUUCCUACAGGCUCGCAAGGGGCAUCGCUUCCUGUCCGUGCAUGAAGCCCAUAAGGCCAAGGGCAAAGUCGUUCGCAUCGCCCCCAGACAUGUCUCUAUUGCCGAUGAUGCUGCCAUUCCCUUAAUCUACGGUCAUGGAAAUGGCUUCCUGAAGGCCGAUUUCUAUGAUGCUUUUGUUUCCAUCCGUCGUGGUCUAUUCAACACUCGCGACCGCGCGGAACACACCCGGAAGCGAAAGACUGUCUCUCAUACCUUUAGUACGAAGUCUAUUGGGCAGUUCGAGCAGUACAUCCAUGCGAAUGUUGAGCUUUUCGUCAAGCAGUGGAACCGCAUCUCCGACACGCAACGGAAUCCCAAGAAUGGCUAUGCGACCAUCGACGCUCUUCAUUGGUUCAACUACCUCGCCUUUGACAUCAUCGGUGACCUGGCUUUCGGAGCCCCCUUCGGCAUGAUCGAUAAGGGGCAGGAUAUCGCCGAGGUGCGCAAGACGCCGGACUCGCCGCCCUCCUACGUUCAAGCUGUCGAGGUCCUCAAUCGUCGCGGAGAAGUCUCCGCCACGCUUGGUUGCUUCCCGUCCCUGAUCCCCUUCGCUAAGUACUUCCCCGACCGUUUCUUCAAAGACGGCUUGCAGGCUGUCGAGAACCUGGCCGGUAUUGCGAUCGCCCGCGUCAACGAGCGUCUCCGACCCGAAGUUAUUGCCAACAACACCCGCGUGGACCUGCUGGCCCGUCUCAUGGAAGGCAAGGACAGAAAUGGCAACAAGCUGGGCCGGGAGGAGCUGACCGCUGAGGCCUUGACUCAGUUGAUUGCCGGCUCAGAUACCACGUCCAACACCUCUUGUGCCAUCCUCUACUGGUGUCUGCGCACCCCGGGCGUGAUUGACAAGUUACACGAGGUCCUGGACGAGGCCAUUCCAAAAGACGUUGACGUUCCCACUCACUCCAUGGUGAAGGACAUUCCCUAUCUUCAAUGGGUCAUUUGGGAAACUAUGCGUAUCCAUAACACCUCCGCCAUGGGUCUCCCUCGUGAAAUUCCCCCCGGUAGCCCCCCCAUCGAAAUCUCUGGCCACAUCUUCUACCCUGGCGACGUAGUCGCCGUCCCCAGCUACACUAUUCACCGCUGCCAGGAGAUCUGGGGUCCCGACGCCGAAGAAUUCGUCCCUGAACGCUGGGAUCCCGCACGUCUCACCGCGCGGGCAAAGGCCGCCUUCAUACCCUUCAGCACAGGUCCUCGCGCUUGUGUCGGCCGCAAUGUGGCCGAAAUGGAACUACUUGUGAUCUGUAGCACGGUAUUCCGGUUAUUCGACUUCGAGUUGCAGCAGAAGGGUCCCAUGGAGACAAGAGAGGGCUUCCUGCGUAAACCUGUGAGAUUGCAAGUUGGUUUGAAGAGGAGAGCUAUCGCUUAG